GCACGCAAAGCACUACCUUUUGCUGAUGGUAAAUUCAUUAAGAGCGAAGUUGAAAUGCAAGUUUUAGAUAUACUUGGUCCUAAAACUGAAGCAGACAAUACAAAGCCAUCGAAAGCAAAAGCAAAAGAUAAGAAAGAAACUAUUACUGAAGUUACAGUUAAGCCUGUUGAAGUUAAAGAACAUUCAAUCACUCAAGUAAUGAAAAAACUCAACUUCCACAAACCUGGUGAAAAUUACAAAGCUGAUGGAUAUGUUAUCACCCCUAAUACUAUGAAGCUCCUUCAGAAACAUUUAUCUGAAACAAAAGGACAGGUUCGUACUAGAUUUCCACCCGAGCCAAACGGCAUUUUGCAUAUUGGUCAUGCAAAAGCUAUCAACAUCAACUUUGGUUAUGCUAAAGCCCAUGAUGGAAUCUGCUUUUUAAGGUUUGAUGAUACCAAUCCAGAAAAAGAGGAGGAGAAGUUCUUCAAUGAAAUAAAUGAGAUGGUCAGGUGGUUAGGGUAUGUUCCAUCAUUUGUUACUCAUUCUUCUGACUAUUUUGAUCAGCUGUAUGAUUUUGCUUGCGAACUUAUUAAGAGAGACUUAGCUUAUGUCUGCCAUCAAAAGCAAGAAGAUAUUAAAGGGUUUAACCCACCACCUUCUCCAUGGCGAGACCGUCCAGUAGAAGAAAGUUUGCAGCUGUUUCAGGAUAUGAAACAUGGGAAAAUUAAUGAAGGCGAAGCAACUCUGCGUAUGAAAAUAACUCUUGAAGAGGGAAAGCAAGAUCCAGUGGCCUAUAGGAUUAAAUUUUUUGCACAUCAUCGAACGGGAAAUAAGUGGUGUAUCUAUCCUACAUAUGAUUUUACCCAUUGUCUCUGUGAUGCUAUAGAAAAUAUAACUCAUUCUUUGUGUACUAAAGAAUUUCAGUCUAGACGUUCUUCCUACUACUGGUUAUGCAAUGCAUUAGAUAUUUAUUGUCCAGUGCAGUGGGAAUAUGGGCGUCUAAAUAUGCAUUAUACUGUGAUAUCCAAAAGAAAGAUUGCCAAAUUAAUCUCAGAAGGGAUCGUUAGAGAUUGGGAUGAUCCACGACUCUUUACGUUGACAGCUUUAAGACGUAGAGGAUUUCCUCCUGAAGCUAUUAAUAACUUCUGUGUUGAGCUUGGUGUCACAGGUGCACAAUCUGUUGUGGAUCCCCAAAUGCUGGAGGCCCAUGUGAGAGAUGUAUUAAAUGUUACUGCCCCAAGAACCAUGGCUGUCUUAGAUCCUCUGAAAGUGAGCAUCAGCUUGGCAGCAAGCACCCCAAUGGUAAUUGAUGUUCCUGAUUUUCCUGCAGAUCCAUCUCGGGGGACUCAUAAAGUGACCUUUUCUGAUGUAGUGUACAUUGAACGAUCUGAUUUCAAAGAGGUUGCACCCAAUAAUCAAUAUAAAAGAUUGACUGUUGCACAAUCUGUUGGACUCAGACAUACAGGUUAUGUUUUGUCCAUUACAGAAGUCAUUAAGGAUAAAGACAAUAAGAUCGUUGAGCUGAAAACAAUAGGAACCCCUGUUGCAAACACUAAAAAGCCUAAAGCAUUUAUUCACUGGGUAUCCGAGCCAAUCACUUGUGAAGUUAGACUAUAUGAACGACUUUUUCAUCAUAAGAACCCUGAAGAUAGUAAAGAAGUUCCUGGGGGUUAUCUUGAAGAUUGUAAUCGUGAUUCCCUUCAAGUUAUUCACAAUGCAAUGAUAGAUUCUAGCAUUAAGGAUGCCAAGACAUAUGACAAAUUUCAGUUUGAGAGGCUCGGAUUUUUUAGCGUUGAUCCUGAUUCUACAGCUAAAAAAAAUAGUCUUCAAUCAGACUGUAACUUUAAAAGAAGAUGUUGGCAAAGAAUAAUUUAGAUUUUUAUAAAAAAAUUCUUUAAAAUAAAAAUUCAAAUUG
Messenger RNA from Uloborus diversus, 1897 nucleotides. Its product is annotated as probable glutamine--tRNA ligase. The transcript has 16 exons. Gene Ontology annotation, cellular component: cytosol; aminoacyl-tRNA synthetase multienzyme complex; cytoplasm. Bases 55 to 1857 code for a protein of 600 amino acids. Gene Ontology annotation, molecular function: glutamine-tRNA ligase activity; ATP binding. Lineage: Eukaryota; Metazoa; Arthropoda; Arachnida; Araneae; Uloboridae. Gene Ontology annotation, biological process: glutaminyl-tRNA aminoacylation; translation. The record is from RefSeq and is a predicted model, not a curated record.